This is a messenger RNA of Lolium rigidum, 1497 nucleotides long. Its product is annotated as rho guanine nucleotide exchange factor 8-like. The transcript has 5 exons. Bases 1 to 1497 code for a protein of 498 amino acids. NCBI's taxonomy places the organism in Eukaryota, Viridiplantae, Streptophyta, Magnoliopsida, Poales, Poaceae. Gene Ontology annotation, molecular function: guanyl-nucleotide exchange factor activity. The record is from RefSeq and is a predicted model, not a curated record.
AUGGUGCGGUUCCUCCGGCGGCAUAGCCUUGACAAGAGCAACUCGCAGAGCCACCUGCGGCAGCAGCACGAGAGCGGCAGCGGCACAGACAGCAACGACACGGAGAUGGCCGAGCCCGCGGGCAAUGGCCGGGCGCCGCCUCGCUCCCGUCUCGCACGAGACGGGCCACCCUCGGAUUUGGACAUCAUGAAAGAGAAGUUCGCCAAGCUUCUGCUUGGAGAGGACAUGUCCGGCACCGGGAAAGGCGUGUCGUCCGCGCUGGCGCUGUCCAACGCCGUCACCAACCUGGCAGCGUCGGUCUUCGGCGAGCACCGCAAGCUGGAGCCCAUGGCGCCGGACACCAAGGAGCGGUGGAAGAAGGAGGUCGGCUGGCUGCUGUCCGUCUCCGACCACAUCGUCGAGUUCGUCCCGACGAGGCAGACCGCCGAGAACGGCACGACCAUGGAGAUCAUGUCGACGGCGCAGCGUCGCGACCUGCAAAUGAACAUCCCCGCACUGCGCAAGCUCGACAACAUGCUCAUCGGUUACAUGGACAACUUCGUGGACCAGACCGAGUUCUGGUACGAGAAGGGCGGCGACAACAAGCGCGACGACGACAAGUGGUGGAUGCCGACGGUGAAGGUACCGGCGGAGGGCCUGUCGGACGUGACGCGCAGGUGGCUGCAGUACCAGAAGGAGUGCGUGAACCAGGUGCUCAAGGCGGCCAUGGCCAUCAACGCGCAGGUGCUGGUGGAGAUGGAGGUCCCCGAGAUCUACAUCGAGUCGCUCCCCAAGAAGGGGAAGACCAGCCUGGGCGAUACCAUCUACCGGAACAUCACCGACGAGGAGUUCGACCCGGUGGAGUUCCUCGAAUCGGUGGACCUCUCGACGGAGCACAAGGUGCUGGACCUCAAGAACCGCAUCGAGGCGUCCACCAUCAUCUGGAAGCGCAAGAUGCAGACCAAGGACACCAAGUCCUCCUGGGGCUCCAUCAUCAGCUUCGAGAAGCGGGAGCAGUUCGAAGAGCGCGCCGAGACCAUCCUCCACCUCCUCAAGCUACAGUUCCCUGGAACGCCUCAGUCACAGCUCGACAUCUCCAAGAUCCAAUACAACAGGGACGUCGGCUACGCGCUCCUGGAGAGCUACUCGCGUGUGCUGGAGAGCCUGGCUUACAGCGUGAUGUCGAGGAUCGAGGACGUGCUGGGCGCGGACGCGGCGGCGACGAACCUGACGGCAAGCGAGGUGGCACGGCGGCAGAUGGAGAUGAACAUGCCGAGGAAGCUGGACGCCAGGGAGGAGAUGGAGAAGCUCAACGAGGCGCCGGCGUCUAUGACGCUCUACGACUUCAUGGGGUGGCACUUCGACCAGGACGAGCUGAUGAAGAAGAAGGAGGAGGGCACGCUGGACGAGGCCGGCGAGGCCAUGCUGCUCAAGAAGGCGCCAAGCCUGGCUCCAAAGAAAUUCUCCUACGUCGACAGCCUCGCCGGCGGCAUGAGGAGCCCCUCCGCGCGCCACUGA